GGCAGUGCUCUGGGCUUAUUUCUUCCUUGGUGCUCAGGGAUCACUCCUGUCCAGCUUGGGGACCUUAUUGGUUGCUUGGAGGUUGAGCCCAGGGACCACACUGCCUUCCAAGGAGCAGCCAUGGAGGACUUGCAGGCAGAACUCGGCGUGGAGCCCCCUUUGAGUCAGGAGACAUUUUCACACCUGUGGAACCUGUGAACCUCUGAUUCCCAUCUCCCAUUGCAGUGCCCAGAUACGAAUCACAUGCUGUCCCCGGAGGAUGUUGAUCAAUGGCUGAAUAGACCUACAGAAGAAGUUUCCGGAAUGCCCGAAGCUCCGGCACCAGCCGCUCCUCUUCCACCUGCCUCGGCACCGGCGUCCUCUUGGCCCCUGUCAUCCUCUGUCCCUAACCAGAAUAUCGACCCAGGCAAAUACGGAUUCAGUUUAGGAUUCCUGCAGUCUGGGACGGCGAAAUCUGUCACUUGCACGUACUCCCCUAUCCUCAACAAGCUCUAUUGCCAGCUAGCAAAGACCUGUCCCGUGCAACUGUGGGUCACCUCACCACCUCCACCAGGCAGCCGGGUCCGUGCCAUGGCCAUCUACAAGAAGUCCCAGUUCAUGACGGAAGUGGUGAGACGCUGCCCCCACCACGAACGCUCCUCGGACCACAAUGAUGGUCUGGUCCCUCCUCAACAUCUCAUUCGGGUGGAAGGAAAUUCAUGCGCCCAGUAUUUGGAUGACGAAAACACUUUUCGACACAGCGUGGUGGUGCCCUACAAGCUGCCUGAGGAUGAUUCUGGCUGUACCACCAUCCACUACAACUUUAUGUGCAACAGCUCCUGCAUGGGGGGCAUGAAUCGGCGGCCCAUCGUCACCAUCAUCACCCUGGAAGACGCCAGUGGAAAUGUUCUGGGCCGGAGCAACUUUGAGGUGCGAGUUUGCGCUUGUCCCGGGCGAGAUCGUCGCAGUGACGAAGAUAAUUUGCAGAAGAAGGGGGGGUCUCAACCCCAGCCAGCCCCUGGGAGUGCCAAGCAAGCACUGCCUUCUAGCACCAGCUCUUCUCCACAGCCAAGGAAGAAGCCACAAGAGGAAGAAUAUUUUAACCUUAAGAUUCGCGGGCGUCGUCGCUAUGACAUGCUCCGAGAGUUAAAUGAAGCAUUAGAGUUGAAGGACUCCCUGGCUGAGAAGGAGCCUGGGGGAAGCAAGGCUCACUCCAGCCACCUAAAGUCUAAGAAGGGGAAGUCAGCCUCCAGCCAUAAAAAAAUGGUGCUUAAAACAGAAGGUCUUGACUCGGACUGACAACGCCGUUUUCUGUUUGCCGUCUCCGUGGGCAUCCUCAUUUCCCCCGGCCCC
Messenger RNA from Suncus etruscus (white-toothed pygmy shrew), 1332 nucleotides. RefSeq names its product tumor protein p53 (gene TP53). NCBI's taxonomy places the organism in Eukaryota, Metazoa, Chordata, Mammalia, Eulipotyphla, Soricidae. The record is from RefSeq and is a predicted model, not a curated record. Gene Ontology annotation, biological process: protein tetramerization; apoptotic process; regulation of transcription by RNA polymerase II. The transcript has 10 exons. Gene Ontology annotation, molecular function: protein binding; RNA polymerase II cis-regulatory region sequence-specific DNA binding; DNA-binding transcription factor activity, RNA polymerase II-specific. Gene Ontology annotation, cellular component: nucleus.